UGCCACCCAGCACGGCACAAUCACUCACUCUCUGCCUCCUCCCAUUUCCUCUGCGCCACCUUAGCCAAGCUCUCCUCCUUCCUUCCCCGCGCGCGCUCUCUCCUCGCCGGCGCCGCCCCGCGCCAUGUCGUACAACAAGACCGCCUCCAUCACCGCCGAGACCAUAAACCCCAAGGUGAAGAUCUUCGACUACGAGCCCUGCGGGGAGAUCGCCAGGCACGCAGAGCGGUUGGAGCAGGAGAUGGAGAAGAGCCCCGGUUCUCGCCCUUUCCCAGAGAUAACAUACUGCAACCUUGGGAACCCCCAGGCUCUCGGCCAGCGACCCAUAACCUUCUUCCGUGAGGUUCUUUCCCUGUGCGACAAUCCAGCUCUCCUGCGCAGGGAUGAAACUCGUAUGCUAUUCAGCCCAUGUGCCAUAAAUAGAGCGCGGAAGAUUAUUGAGUCCAUGCCUGGCAGAAACUCCGGUGCAUAUACUAACAGUCAGGGAAUCAGAAGUUUGCGCGAAGCAGUCGCAAGUGGAAUCGCUGCAAGAGAUGGUUUUCCAUCAAGACCAGAAGACAUCUUUCUGACAGAUGGAGCGAGUUCAGCCAUUAAUUUGAGUAUGCAGAUACUCAUUAGGUCCCAAGAAGAUGGCGUUUUAUGCCCUUUACCUGAAUAUCCGUUAUACUCGGCGUCCAUUAUACUUCAUGGUGGGACUAUGGUGCCAUACAAUCUUAGUGAGGACGGUGAUUGGGGGCUUGAGAUCUUCGAAGUAAAGAGGUGCUUGGAGGAGGCACGCAUCGCAGGUUUGACUGUUCGGGCUAUGGUGAUCAUAAACCCCGGAAAUCCGACGGGACAGGUACUGUCUAUCACCAACCAGGAGGAGAUAGUAGAAUUUUGUCGGAAAGAAGGUUUGGUUAUGCUUGCCGAUGAGGUAUACCAAGAUAACGUCUAUGUGGAGGAUAGGAAAUUUCAUUCUUUCAAGAAAGUAGCCAGAUCACUUGGGUAUGACGAGAAUGACAUCUCCAUAGUGUCAUUUCACUCAGUCUCAAUGGGGUUCUCUGGAGAAUGUGGCAGAAGGGGAGGCUACAUGGAGAUAUGUGGUUUUGGAGAUGAUGUGAUGGGUGAGAUUCGCAAAGUGGCUUCCGUGACUCUUUGCCCCAACAUAGGUGGUCAAAUUCUUACUAGCCUUGCUAUGGAUCCACCGAAGCUGGGAGAUGGUUGUUUUGAGAAUUUUAUGGCUGAAAAGGAAGACAUCCGUUUAUCUCUCGCCAAGCGCGCCAAGACCUUGUCGAGCGCAUUCAGCAGCCUGGAGGGAAUGACCUGCAACAAAGUAGAAGGUGCAAUCUACGCCUUCCCACGGAUCCACCUCCCUGCAGCGGCGAUCAAAGCCGCCAAGGCCGAGGGCGUGUCCCCAGACAUGUUCUACGCGUGCCGCCUUCUCGACGCCACCGGGAUCGCCGUCGUCCCUGGCUCUGGAUUCCACCAGGUGUCUGGGCGCAACAAGGCCACCGGGACAUGUCAUAUCCGGUGCACGAUCCUCCCGGGCGAGGAGAAGAUCAAGGAGAUGAUCCCGCGCCUCAAGGAGUUCCACGAGUCCUUCAUGAACGAGUUCCGCGACCGAAGCUGAUGUGCAUCUUCAGCUACACAAGCCACAGGCCGGUCAGAGCCCUGAAGGCGGUGUGAUCUACCCUACCCUGUAAAUUAAGCCUGUGUUGUACUACCAAUAAAUAAACUUUCACUACCCUGUAAAUUAAGCCUGUGUUGUACUGCAAAUAAAUAAACUUUGCCAGCAGUGUGUUGGUCCUUCCCUGUAAA
This is a messenger RNA of Triticum aestivum (bread wheat), 1797 nucleotides long. Its product is annotated as alanine aminotransferase 2. Bases 125 to 1609 code for a protein of 494 amino acids. Gene Ontology annotation, molecular function: pyridoxal phosphate binding; L-alanine:2-oxoglutarate transaminase activity. The transcript has 15 exons. The record is from RefSeq and is a predicted model, not a curated record. NCBI's taxonomy places the organism in Eukaryota, Viridiplantae, Streptophyta, Magnoliopsida, Poales, Poaceae. Gene Ontology annotation, biological process: biosynthetic process.